AUGGUAUCCUUCUCUUGCGAGUCCUGCGGAGACGUCCUCACCAAAAAGAAACUUGACCCUCAUCGCAAUCAGUGUCGCGGCGCAUCGUUUACAUGUCUCGACUGCAUGGUACAUUUCCAAGGGAACGAGUACCGCGCUCAUACCAGCUGUAUCAGUGAAGCGCAAAAAUACCAAGGCGCCCUCUACAGACCGGACAAGGAAAGGAAGAACAAGCAGAGUCACCAUAACAAUUCGAGGGCCGUCGUACCACACAAAGCUUAUGUCGAGGAUGCGGAUGAUGAGUACCACCACAACUCGCAUAUCGUGAUCGUCGACCCUCCUAUGCCGGAGGCUCCGGAGCCUCCAUCGGCAGCACCUGGUUUUGAAUUCAACUCGGAUCCUGUCAAUGUCUUUGAUUUUCUUGUUGACGCCACUCCUAAUACAUCGCGACUCGAACUACCUGCGCCCGAGCCGAUGAACCUGAUCGAGGAAGCGCCGGAAGAGAACAACAACCAGGGUUUAGUUAAAGUACGAUUCGAGGACGCAGGCCACAAUAUAUCGGAACUCGUCGAGUAUGGAAGUGGGCCAAUACCAACAGAAGAAUUCAAAACCCCAGCGCCCAAGGCAGAAAGGGAUAGGGAACGCCGAAGGGAGAAAAAGGAGCGCGAACAUACGAGCAAGGACAAGAAGGAUAAGAAGCGCAAACGUCUACAUGUCGAUACCCGGGAUCUAUCACCACGUGGGGAAACCGACGAAGUCAUGACUGAUGCCCCACCUGUUCUUCAUUCCGGGUUAACUGGUGGCCUCAAUCGAUUACUUUCCCGUCCUUCAGUAUUCCCACCAUCUCCAGACUAUUCUGGCGGCGAUGUAGCUGAUGCCUCCCCUGGGAGUCCAUUGAAGAAGACGAAGCAUUCCAAGCGUGGCCGUAGCCGUGUCGAUACCAUAAGCAGCAAUUUAAUGUCACUGAUCAGCACACGCCCAUCCCGUGAGCACUCAUCUGAGGAAAGACCAAAGAGGAAGCACAGACGACAUCGAGAAGCUUCCGAGAGACCCAAAAUGAUCGAGUACCAUCCGAGGGAUGAGGAUCGCGCUGUUCAAGACGACCCUGCCGCCGAAAUGGUCGUUUACAAGCCACGCGCAGACUUGUUACUGAGUUACAUCAACAAGGGCCCAGACAGCGAGCGAGGUGUGAGCAUGAACAAGGCGCUCAAGAGAUAUCACCGCGACAGAAAUGCCGUAGGAGUGGGCUUGAGCAAGGGGGAAGAAGAGAAGGAGCUCUGGAGGAGCUUGAGGAUGAAGAGGAAUGACCGGGGAGAGAUCGUUCUGUUUCUAUGA
Messenger RNA from Lachnellula hyalina, 1314 nucleotides. RefSeq names its product UPF0743 protein. The coding region runs from base 1 to 1314 and encodes 437 amino acids. Gene Ontology annotation, cellular component: nucleolus. The transcript is spliced from 3 exons. Gene Ontology annotation, biological process: negative regulation of transcription by RNA polymerase II; rRNA processing. Gene Ontology annotation, molecular function: DNA binding. NCBI's taxonomy places the organism in Eukaryota, Fungi, Ascomycota, Leotiomycetes, Helotiales, Lachnaceae. The record is from RefSeq and is a predicted model, not a curated record.